AUGGCGAUCUGUACUUAUAACGCACGUACGCUUGCAUCGGAAGCGGCCAUCGAAGAUCUGAUGAUGCAAGCCAAGAAGAUCAAGUACGACGUCAUCGGACUGACCGAGACGAAACGACGUCACCCUCUCAACGCCGUAUAUGAAACUGGAGAAGAACUGUUCUUAGGAACAUGCGACAGUAGAGGUGUUGGUGGAGUUGGCGUCCUCGUCAACACGAGUAUGGCAAAGAACAUCGACUCUUUUGAACAACUUACGACCCGAAUCGGACGUCUGCGGAUGAGAAGAUGUGGCCCAAUACCAGCUUUGACUAUCUUCGUCGUUUACGCUCCAACAUCAAGCUACGAAGAAGAAGAAGUCGAAGCUUUCUAUAUGGAGAAGUUCUACCAAGAAGAUCAUGCCUUCUACAAGGUCAUAGUUGGCGAUUUCAACGCUAAGGUUGGCCCAAGAAGAACGCCGGAGGAACUUCACAUCGGGACCCACGGCCUACAAUGGAAUGACCAGGGAGAGAGGCUCUCCGAGUUCAUCAUGACGACUAAGACCAUCCAUGGGAACUCGCAAUUUCAGAAGCCCUCUUCUUUACGCUGGACGUGGGAGUCACCCGGUGGAGGUUCUAUACGGGAUCGGACCAUCGCCUCCUCCGAGGAAGAUUUUCCUUCACAAGGAGAGCAGAGAAAGCCGCCAAGUUCAGAGAGAAAAUCCCAGGACUACCAUCAACUGGGAUCUCUCGCUACGCUGGCCGGCUUUUGGGAAGAUUCUGCAAUGGACAACAUCGACGAGGAAUAUGACCGGCUUGUCGAACACCUUCACGACUGCGCGAAGAAGGCUGAGAGUUUUAAAACCACCAAGAGGCGCCUGUCUCUUGAAACUCUUGAGCUGAUACGCCAGCGUGGAGCAGCACGAGCCGCAGGAAAUCAAGAACUCACGUCCGAGCUCGCAAGGCUUUGCCGAGAGGCGAUAAAGGAAGACCUUAAAGAGAGAAGAGCAGAAGUGCUGGCUGAAGCUGCAGAGGCGGGGAAAAGCAUCCGCUAUGCCCGUCGAGACUUCGCCAGUCGCAAGACGAGGAUGACUGCUCUCCGGAACCCAAAGGGAACAGCCAUUGCAUCGAGAAGGGGAUGGAGAAAAUCAUCUACGACUUCUACUCUGAUCUCUUCGACAGCCAUAGGUUCUCCCGUCCGAAAUACGACAUGCUAUCAUGUCGGUAAGAAAUCGUACGGCACCCGGUCCCGACAGAAUAAGACCAGAACACCUGAAGAGCCUUCCGCCAGUACUCAUCAACACCCUGGCAAGGCUCUUUACACGUUAUCUGUCGGAAUGCAAGGACAGCCAUGCGAGCAAGCAGGGUUUCGAAAAGGAUUCAGCACGAUUGACCACAUUCACACUGUUUCGAAACUCAUCGAGGUAUCACGAGAGUACAAGAUGCCGCUCUGUCUCACCUUCAUCGACUUAAAGAAGGCUUUCGACUCGGUUGAGACGGAAGCGGUCGUGGAAGCCUUGGACAACCAAGGCGUCCCUACUCAAUAUAUAAAGGGUGAUACAAUUUCACCCAAAAUAUUCACAGCCACCCUCGAGAACGCAAUGCGAAAGUUGGAAUGGGACGACAUGGGAGUGAAGGUUGAUGGUCGGCAGCUACACCAUUUGCGCUUUGCUGAUGACAUCGUACUGGUAACACCUAGCAUCAGCCAAGCGGAACGAAUGCUGACCGAAUUCGACGAAACAUGUGGAUGCAUCGGUCUUCAGCUGAAUCUACAAAAGACGAUGUUCAUGCGGAACGGAUGGGUCUCGGAUGCCCCAUUCACGCUCAACGGAACGGACAUAUCCGAAUGCACCAGCUACGUUUAUCUGGGUCGGGAACUGAACAUGAUGAACGACCUGACCCCCGAGCUGGGCAGGAGGAGACGAGCGGCUUGGGGAGCGUACAAGAGCAUCGAGGAUGUAGUGAAGAAGACCAGGAACACCCGGCUCCGUGCUCACCUCUUCAACACCACCGUACUUCCUGCUUUGACCUAUGCUUCGGAAACCUGGGCAUUUCGCAAGCAGGAAGAAAACGCGCGAUCGAAGAUUAGAGACGCCGCCGCGUUUGCCAAGGAAAGUAAAAUAAGGUGGGCCGGACACGUGAUGCGCUUUAAUGACAACCGUUGGACCAGAGCCGUGAGCGACUGGGUUCCCCGCGAUAUUAAGCGCACUACAGGAAGACCGCCGACCCGAUGGUCAGAUUUCUUCACGAAGUCCUUGAAAGAAAAAUAUGAUGCUCUUCGUGUCCCACGCGAAAGGAGGAACCACUGGGCUACUCUGGCACGCGAUCGGGACAAAUGGAAGAAUUACUGGCGCCCGCUCGACCAGUUCGAAGAUCAACGGGAGUCAAGGUGA
Necator americanus (New World hookworm) is the source of this 2367-nucleotide messenger RNA. RefSeq lists its product as uncharacterized. The record is from RefSeq and is a predicted model, not a curated record. Bases 1 to 2367 code for a protein of 788 amino acids. Gene Ontology annotation, molecular function: catalytic activity. Lineage: Eukaryota; Metazoa; Nematoda; Chromadorea; Rhabditida; Ancylostomatidae. The transcript has 6 exons.